AUGCAGAGAAAGAACCACACGCAGGUGACCAUGUUCACCUUCCAGGGAUUCUCCAGCUUCCAUGAACACCAGAUCACACUCUUUGUAGUGUUCCUCACUGUGUACAUCAUAACCCUGGCCAGCAAUGUCAUCACUGUGACUGUCAUCUGCAUUGACCACCACCUCCACACCCCCAUGUACUUCUUCCUGAGCAUCUUGUCUACUUCUGAGACCUUGUACACACUGGUCAUCAUCCCACGGAUGUUGUCCAGCCUCACAGGGUGGAACCAGCCAAUUUCACUGGAAGGCUGUGCCGCUCAAAUGUUCUUCUUUGUCACUUUGGCCAUCAACAACUGCUUCCUCCUCACAGCAAUGGGGUAUGACCGCUACGUGGCCAUUUGCAAACCCCUGAGAUAUAUGAUUGUCAUGAAUAAAAAGGUAUGCACCUACUUAGUGGGUGGGGCAUGUGCCAUUGGUCUGACCUUGGCGUCUGUACAGGUGACAUCCAUAUUCAGCUUGCCUUUCUGCCAAGCAGAGGUGGCCCAUUUCUACUGUGACAUCCGUCCCAUGAUGAAACUUGCCUGUAUAGAUACCACAAUCAAUGAGAUCAUCAACUUUGUUGUCAGCUCAGGAGUGAUCCUGGUGUCUAUGGGCUUAGUCUUUAUCUCCUACAUCUUCAUUAUCUCUGCCAUCCUCAAAAUCGCCUCAGCUGAGGGGCGGAAAAAGACCUUUGCCACUUGUGCCUCCCACCUCACAGUGGUCACUGUCCACUAUGGCUGUGCCUCCAUUGCCUAUCUCAAGCCCAAAUCAGAGAAUUCAAUAGAACAAGACAGAUUACUCUCCAUUACUUACACUCAUGACACCACUCUUGAAUCCUUUUGUAUACAGCCUGAGAAAUAA
Messenger RNA from Vombatus ursinus (common wombat), 879 nucleotides. Its product is annotated as putative olfactory receptor 10J6. Lineage: Eukaryota; Metazoa; Chordata; Mammalia; Diprotodontia; Vombatidae. Gene Ontology annotation, molecular function: olfactory receptor activity; G protein-coupled receptor activity. Gene Ontology annotation, cellular component: membrane. The record is from RefSeq and is a predicted model, not a curated record. Gene Ontology annotation, biological process: G protein-coupled receptor signaling pathway.